AUGAGUCGCUCUCAAGCUAAAAUGACGUCAGCUAUGGGGACUGCGGGGGCGUUGAGACUCGGCCGUACUGGAAAUAGUGCUGAGGGUGAUAGUAUUCCUCUGGAUAGCACUGGCCGGGCUUUUCGACAAAUACCCUGGGAUGAUGGUCGGGAUGGUAUGAACUUGAUGGGUAUGGCAGGCGAAGACGGUCCGUCACGAACCCUCUUCAUCUCGGGUUUGCCCACAAGCUUCUUCCUCGAAGAUGUGGUCGCGAUGUUCAAGCUGUUCGGCCCUAUGCGCGACGUCCAACUCGUGUCGUUCCCGCCUGGAUGCGCUGUGGUCACAUUUGACUCGGAGCAAGAUGCGGAACGAGCUCGGUUGACCUGUGAUAACUUCACCUUUGAACAAACCGGCCGAAGGCUCUCUGUGAGGCCCAUGGCUGUCGACUCGCCUGACUCAUAUGAGAUGCUCAACAGAGGGUCUUCAGCGAGGCACUAUACGCAUCGCAAGGUUCCAUCCACCACGGAUGAGACUGAGAUCGCUGGAGUGUUUUCAGAAUUUGGUCAUGUCAAUUCGGCACACAUCAUACCUUCACGGAGCCUUGGUAUUGUGUCGUUCAACACUAUGGAGGAAGCUGUUAAUGCAAUGACCACCGUGAAUCUGCGAAUGUCCAGCGGUGACGAACGAGUUCCCAUCCAUUGGCUCGCAUCCGGUGUGCAUGUUGAACUGGACAGUCCGGUCCAGGACGAGUAA
Molecule: messenger RNA, 732 nt
Organism: Perkinsus marinus ATCC 50983
Lineage: Eukaryota; Perkinsozoa; Perkinsida; Perkinsidae
Product: RNA-binding protein, putative
Exons: 9
Coding region: 1-732 (243 amino acids)
Cellular component (GO): nucleus; ribonucleoprotein complex; cytosol
Molecular function (GO): mRNA 3'-UTR binding; poly(A) binding; poly(U) RNA binding
Source: RefSeq, a predicted model, not a curated record